CCGCCGACAUCGCUUUAUCCCCGCAUCAUGAGGUUGAUGACAUUUAGGUGCCACCAUCACCACUUCAUCAACAGCUGUUGUGAAAAGAGAAAGAAAAAAAAUCGACAUUGUCAUCAUCUCUCUAGUGUAAACAUCUUACUGAAAGCUAUGAGUAGCUCUGUUGGAGACAAGCCAACCAUCGUGGUUAUUGGAGCAGGUGUAAUAGGCCUAUCAUGCGCUCUCAAAAUCCAACAGCUUGUAUCAGGCAGCCAUGAUAUUCUCAUAGUGGCAAAGGAAUGGCCCAGUUCUAUUGCUGGCUCGCCGCUCAAGCCAUCGCCAGACUACGCCUCGAUGUGGGCGGGCGCUCACAUUCGCCCUAUUCCCGCAAGCACGCCACAGCUAACACGUGAAGCUGCAUGGAUCAAAGAAACAGUCAAAGAACUGUCACCGCUAAUCGUCGCUGAACCAUUUAUUGGUGUCACUGAGGUGGAAGGAAUUGACUACAUGGAAGAGCCUGAUGAGGUGUAUAAGCGCCAAACCAAGGAAUCCUUUGAAAACGAGACAGGACUUCCAGGCUAUACAGUGUUGUCAGGCGACCAGGUACCGCCUGAAGUUAAACUGGCAUUCUCGUACCAAACAUACUGCUUCAACUCGCCCCUCUACUGCCAGAACCUGCUUCGCAAGUUUCUCUUCCACGGUGGCAAGACUUUGGCCCGCGAAAUCAAGAGAGAAGCAGAGGCAUUCAUCUUGGCAGAUAGAGUGUCACUUGUCGUCAACGCCAGCGGCGUGGGCUUUGGUGACCCCAAGUGCUUCCCAACCCGCGGCCAGACCAUCAUCUCCAACAUGACCACGGACAAGACCAUCACCCGUUUGAAUAAAGACGGGUCUGCUGCAUACAUUAUCCCGCGGUUCUUUAACGGCGGCACCAUUCUUGGCGGCACACGCGAGCCCAACAAUUGGAGCACCGAAGUCUGCCCGACUACACGAGACGCCAUCUGGGAGAGGAACAUUGAGAUGCAGCCGUAUAUAUGCGACAAGCCUAUUGCUAGAGAGGAUCUACGUGCUAUUGCCCAUGUAGUUGGCCGUCGUCCAACACGCGAAGGAGGCAUGAGAGUAGAAACUGAGACGGUGACUCUACGGGACGGUAAGUCAGGCACAGUGGUGCAUGCGUAUGGUGCAGGAUCACGAGGGUAUGAAAUGAGCUGGGGCGUGGCUAAGGAAGUAACCGGUCUUGUAAAGAAUACCUUAUAUGGGUUUUCGUCCAAGCUGUAGAUAGCAUACCAGACGAGAAGAAUACUGUAUUUAGACCCGAUGUUCCACCGUCUACACGGGUUGUUAGUGUUAGAAAAUGUCAAUAAAAUUGGCCC
Messenger RNA from [Torrubiella] hemipterigena, 1346 nucleotides. The record is from the annotation of a GenBank genome assembly. Lineage: Eukaryota; Fungi; Ascomycota; Sordariomycetes; Hypocreales; Clavicipitaceae.